AUGGCCUCGCCGAUGUUCGCAGGCGACAAGGCGUGUAACUUAAGGCGCAGGGCGCUGCAGUUCUUUGAUAAGAGGGAGUUUGUGCAAAUCCUGCGUAGUGGCCCAGGUCACGACAGAAUGGCACCUGAAACGAAAUCGGAACUGGUGAGGGAAUGGAUUGUCCUCAUUCCGGAUGUCGAAGGGUCAUUAGAGACACGUAUGAGAGUGAGGGAAACACAUAUCGAGGAAAUGCUCAAACAUAUCGACUCUGGUUUGUUCCAAAUGGGCGGGGGCACUUUGGAUGGAGAUAGCGUUGACGGAAGCGCCAUCAUCGCCCGUGCCAAAUCCGAAGCCCAUGUACUAGCUGUCCUUAAGAAUGAUGUCUACGCCAGAAGCGGAGUCUGGGAUUUAGAAAAUAUCAAGUUUAUUCCUUUUAGAUGCGUGUAUAGACGGGAGCAUAUUGACGGUGCUGUCAUGGGCGCUGCAUGGAAAUUCUGA
Fusarium fujikuroi IMI 58289 is the source of this 477-nucleotide messenger RNA. RefSeq lists its product as uncharacterized. The record is from RefSeq and is a predicted model, not a curated record. Lineage: Eukaryota; Fungi; Ascomycota; Sordariomycetes; Hypocreales; Nectriaceae. The transcript has 3 exons. Bases 1 to 477 code for a protein of 158 amino acids.